Fusarium mangiferae is the source of this 801-nucleotide messenger RNA. RefSeq lists its product as uncharacterized. Gene Ontology annotation, molecular function: oxidoreductase activity, acting on the CH-OH group of donors, NAD or NADP as acceptor. The record is from RefSeq and is a predicted model, not a curated record. NCBI's taxonomy places the organism in Eukaryota, Fungi, Ascomycota, Sordariomycetes, Hypocreales, Nectriaceae. The transcript has a single exon. Bases 1 to 801 code for a protein of 266 amino acids.
AUGCUCAACCUUUCAAAUAAAGUUGCCCUCAUAAUCGGUCUCGGCCAAACAGGCACCGAGGGCUGGGGAAUCGGUGCAGCAUGCGCCGUGACCUUGGCACGACAGGGAGCCAUCAUCUUUGGCGGAAACAGAACAGUCGCUUCAACUACAAAGACAAAAGAGACUAUUGAAGCAGAGGGUGGAAUAUGCGAUAUCGUCGCUACAGACGCUACAGACUCAGCUUCUGUAAAAGCGCUCGUUGAUGCGUGUAUGAAGAAGCAUGGACGGAUUGAUAUCCUUUUGACAAGCGUUGGACAAUCUCAACCUGGAGAUCCUGCUUCUAUGAGUGAAGACGUCUGGGACUCACAGAUGGACAUCAACCUCAAGAGCGUCUACCUGGCCUGCCACCACGUCCUCCCAAUAAUGGAAUCUCAAAAAAGCGGUUCAAUAAUCUGCAUCUCCAGCAUCGCAGGACUCCGAUACAUCGGCAAACCGCAAGUAGCCUACAACACGGCCAAAGCCGCAAUUCUCCAGUUCGUCAAAGCCACAGCGAUAAUCUACGCCUCCAAAGGCGUGCGCUUAAACGCCGUGGUGCCUGGGCUGAUGAACACGCCGUACACGCGGAGUCUGGCGGAGAGGUUUGGGAAGGGGUAUGAGGAGUUCUGCAGGACGAGGGAGGAGCAGGUUCCGAUGGGGAGGAUGGGGGAUGCGUGGGAUGUUGCGAGUGCGGUUGUGUUUUUGGCGGCUGAUGAGGCGAGAUAUGUCACUGGGCAGAAGAUUGUGGUUGAUGGGGGGAUAACGAGCUCGACGGGGAGGGCUUAG